Molecule: messenger RNA, 861 nt
Organism: Australozyma saopauloensis
Lineage: Eukaryota; Fungi; Ascomycota; Pichiomycetes; Serinales; Metschnikowiaceae
Exons: 1
Coding region: 1-861 (286 amino acids)
Source: RefSeq, a predicted model, not a curated record
AUGUUCCCCAAACGGAUUUCGCCAGCAGCAAAGCACUUUUUCCGGGCGCAAUCGACACGCACAGCCGUGCCUCCGCAGUUCGGCUUCAUACCCCCAAAAAAGGGCUUUUUCAACUGGAAAGUCAUGGCGUUUUUCUUUGGAUACGGAUGCGUGCUCUCAUAUUCCGAGUAUCUCUUUGAAAAAUACGCCGAUUUCACGGAAAUCGACACCGACCCAAUGGCCCAGGUCAAGCUCGAGUUCUUUUUGCGCAAAAUGCCGCUCUACGAGACGCUUUCGCACGCUGUUCUGGGCCAGGACUGGGUCAAACUUAGCUCGUGGGAAAACUUGGACAGAAACGUCCUCGACGGGAAAUUGGAGAAUAUCGUGGUCCGGCUGCAGCCCGAGUACCAGGUGGAGCAGUUGACCAAUCACACGCUCGCCAGCGCGGGCGGAAUUGCCGUCAAACCGGUGAUUUUUCACAAUACAAAGACCGAUGAAACGGUCACGUUUGUCCAUUUGGGCUACAAGUUGUGCGGGUAUCCGUUCAUUGUGCACGGUGGAAUGAUCGCCACGCUUUUGAACGAAACUUUUAAAAGAAACGCUUCUCUUUCGAGCUCUACACUGUCCUCUCUUAAGACUGACUACAAGGUGGAGACAUUGAACAUCGAUUACAAGGCGCCGGCGUUCGCCCACCAGUUUUUCGUAGUACGAACCGAGGUUGUAGACGCGCCCGGACACGACAAAAAUGUCUGUUUUUUAAAAUCGACUCUUUUGUCGCAGCAGGGCAAGGUUUUGGUGGAGGCCCAAGCGGAGCUAAGGAAUACUGGUAGAGGAUCACGUGCCGCGGCACGUGACUGGAAAUUCUCCAUCCCCAAAAUCUGA